UGACUUCCCAAGAAGACAUGGCCCACGGGUUGAGAACCGCUGUUUUGAUGCUCCUUCAGAGAUGAAUUUCCUUGAUCACCCUUGGCUACUUAACUCUGCAGCCUCUUUUUCAUCCUUACACGCUGUGACACUUCCUGUCUCAGAAUCGAUCCACAGCUUUUUAUCUGGAAUACCCUCAUCUCCCUUACAUUUUCUUCAGCCGUAGCAAGCUACUCAGCACCUCUUCUCGCAGAACUAUUUCAUUCAGGGUUAAUUUACCAGCUUCCUCUCCAUGUGCUGCAAUCACCUGCUGUUGUGUGCACCUGUUACAUAAGGAUCCUUAAAGUAAUUGCCUGGUUUUAUUUGACUGGGAAUCCUAAAGAUUUAAAAUAAUGUCCUCUAUAUAAUCAAUAUAUGAUUACUAAAGAGAAGAGUGGCUAGUCACGGAGACCCCGGGGGAGACAUGAAACUUAAGCUGUGCCUCUCUGUCUCUGAGGAGGUAGCACGAGUGUUACACAGAAAUAGAAAAUGUAAUUCCAUGCAAUAGACAGAUUUGGCCUGUGGCAAAGUCACAAACAUCAUGCAGACUCCUGAGCCUCUUGGCCCCGAGCCACUCAGUUUCACCGUCUUAGACAGCUGUUGUAGGGCGUUUGUGUUAAACAAUUUCAUGUUAUAAUUGAUACGUACUUUUAUUACUACUAUGGAGUAGAAACAGUUUAAAUCCUGUGAGAAUACGUGUAUGGUUUGUUCUCGCUUUCUCCUCAGCCAUUCUCCUUCACCUGCAGCCAUCCUACAUCCACUCUCUGCAGUGAAAGCAUGUGAAGAAGUCCUGCCUGCAGGACAAGGAUCUCUUCAGCUCUUCAGAAGCACUGUGCUUCCUCAAACCUCUGCAUCCACAAGCUUUUAUAUCAGGGUAACAUUGCCCACUCCACUGUCUUUUGGCUGGCCCACUGUUAUCUGGCCUUCAAAACUUUGUUUAAUAUAGGCCAGUAUCUUAUAAGACAGUAAGUUAAAAGCUACUGUCUUCAGGAAGCUGCCCCAAACUUAUUCUCACCCCACAACUUGAGUCUGGGUUUCUUUUCCUUCUCCUCUCACAGAUCCUACAACUUCUUGAUCACCAUCAUCUAUUAUACCACAACCAAAACCUCUAUUCAUCUAAAGAAAUUGUACUUACAGAGGUCAUUUUGAUAAACAUUUCUAAAAAACCAGAGAAAAGAGGGGCCAUCAUACACACAUAGGAGUGGAAUAUAGAGGAAGAAAUGGUAGGAAAUUAACAAAAUUGAUGAGGCAAGUGUCUGUGUGAGGGGACCAGAGAGGCUGUUGAAGAUGACUAACCUUUACCGUGGGAUUCCAGCAUAACAUUCCAAUCUUCUGCAGCAGUGUUGGCUGUGGUUGUGAAAGGUAAAAGUUUCUUGUUGGAGGACACGCAUGGUGGUCACUGCGUAAAGUUUUUGUUUUUAUUGAAAAUUUAAAUAUGGAUAAGCUCUCCUAGGCCAUUAGGAAUAUGCUACAUUUAAGAGCAUGGGAAAGGAAGAGCCAAAGUGGUAACAACUAAAAGGGGAAGAUGGAGACUCGUUUAAUCCAUCCUCAUUUUACGCACUCUGCCAUCUUGUUUCAGCCCUAUCAAUCUUAGAGUUGCAGCAGACAACAGAGACACACUAGAAUUUCUCUAGCUACUGUCAAGUCAAGCAGAAAACUGAAUGAUCCCAUGGAAAGUGUCUCCACAGGAAACCAAACUGUCACCGAGUUUGUACUUCUUGGCUUCCAUGAAGUCCCUGGGCUGCACCUCCUGUUCUUUUCUGUUCUUACGAUCAUCUAUGCCUCCAUCAUCACAGGGAACAUGCUUAUUGUAGUGGUGGUGGUCAGCUCCCAGAGGCUUCACACGCCUAUGUAUUUCUUUCUGGUGAACCUGUCCUUCAUUGAGAUCCUCUAUACCUCCACAGUGGUGCCCAAAAUGUUGGAGGGCUUCCUACAGGAGUCUGCCAUCUCUGUGGCUGGCUGCUUGUUCCAGUUCUUCAUCUUUGGCUCUCUGGCUACAGAUGAGUGUUUUCUUCUGGCUGUGAUGGCGUACGAUCGCUACCUAGCAAUCUGUCACCCUCUAAGAUACCCAGUCCUGAUGGGACCUAGAUGGUGUCUGGGGUUGGUGCUCACAGUCUGGCUGUCUGGAUUCAUGGUGGAUGGACUAGUUGUUGCUCUGAUGACCCAGCUGAGAUUCUGUGGCCCCAACCAAAUUGACCACUUUUACUGUGAUUUCUCACCUUUGAUGGUCCUGGCCUGCUCAGACACUGGAGUGGUCCAGGGGACUACGUUGGUUCUCUCUGUUGUCUUCCUGACUGUCCCCUUUGGGCUGGUUCUGGUCUCCUACGCUCAGAUUGUAGUGAUUGUGCUGAGAGUUCCCUCUGGGGCCAGAAGAGCAAAGGCUUUCUCCACUUGCUCCUCUCACCUGGCUGUGGUGUCCACAUUCUAUGGAACACUCAUGGUCUUGUACAUUGCGCCCUCUGCUGUCCAUUCCCAGCUCCUCUCCAAGGUUGCUGCCCUGCUCUACACAGUGGUCACUCCAAUCUUCAACCCUGUCAUCUAUACCUUGAGGAACCAGGAGGUGCAUCAGGCACUAAGCAGGUUUCUCUACUGCAAAACAACUGAAAUGUGACCUAAGGGGGAUAGUGAAGAUUUUUUUUAUUGGACUUUCAGUGUCUUGAUGACUGAAAAGUCUCCCACAAUGGGCUAGAGAUGAGAACUUUGUUCUUUCCCAAAAUUUCCCUUUAGAUCUUCUGAAUUAUGCCCGAGGGGAAGACAAUGGUGUAACAAUUCUCAAAUGCUAGUAUUGUGGUUUGAAUGACAGUGGCCCCCACAGGCUCAUACAUUUGAAUUUUGGUCAUCAGGUAGUGGCACUAUUUGAAAGGAUUAGGAGGUGUGGCCUUGUUGGAGGAUGUGUGUCACUGGAGGUGGACUUUGACCUUUUGAGAGCCUAAGCUAGGCCCAGUGGCUCUUUCUCUUCCUGCUUCCUAUAGAUCUGGAUGUAGAACUCUUAGCUACUUCUCCAGCACCAUGGCCAUGUGUGUGCUGCCAGGCUACCUGUCAUCACAAUGGACUAAAUCUCUGAAAUUGUAAGCAAGCCUCUUUGAUAAGUGUUGCUGUAGUCAUGGUGUCUUUUCACAGAAAGAGAACACCGACUAAGACAGUUAGUUUAAGAGAUUAUGUAAACUAAUAUGGGUUUUUGAAAAUUGAACAUACCAUAAAUAGUGUGCUGUUUUGAUCAUCAAACAGGGUAGACAUGUACUGAUUUGUUAGUCUGUAGCCCAUUGCUGUAUAUAGUGCCACUACUACUGAUUAAUGAAAAGACAAUUAAAAAAAGAAAAUAUCAAUACUGAAACAAAUUUAGAAUUAAUCCUCACUUAUAUUACUAUAAGUGACAUUUAAAGAGUUUUUUUCUCUUGGGUGUGUGUGUGUCUACAGCUUGUAUAGUAGUAUUUGCAACUUGUUUUCCCACUGAAUAAUACAUCAUGAACAAAUCCUAUACUAACUAUUUCUUUCCACCUCUUUCUUCUUUUAAGUUUCUUCAUAUGGCUAACCAUAAUAGAAUAGUUUAAAUAAACUUCUGUUGUUAGGAAUGUUUAGCUAUACUCAGCUU
This is a messenger RNA of Microtus ochrogaster (prairie vole), 3610 nucleotides long. It is a transcript of the gene Or11a1, whose product is annotated as olfactory receptor family 11 subfamily A member 1. Gene Ontology annotation, cellular component: membrane. Gene Ontology annotation, molecular function: G protein-coupled receptor activity; olfactory receptor activity. Lineage: Eukaryota; Metazoa; Chordata; Mammalia; Rodentia; Cricetidae. The record is from RefSeq and is a predicted model, not a curated record. Gene Ontology annotation, biological process: G protein-coupled receptor signaling pathway.